AUGCCCACGCCGGGUCCGAAGAAGCGAAGGCUGAAUGCUGUGGAUGAUGUGAAUGCCCAGGAACUCGCUCGACUUCCCAAGAAGGGCGCCGCUUUGGCUGAACAGAUAAAAUCCACAUGCGGCAAAUAUCCUUGGGACAUCGCUGAAGGGUUUGAGCCACUGACUUGGGGCAUCAACCUUCUCGAAGACAUUAGAGCCCUGGUCAACCUCGCUCGUGGCACCGUCACCAUCAACCAGGUCCGUGGAGAGCUGCAGCGCCUUGCGGGCUUGCACGAGCGCACCGAUCGAGUCAACAAGCUCAUGAAGGCUGAUGUCGUAGCCACCAAGACUUGGGUGGCUGAGAAGAUCAAACGCGCCGAAACUGAGUCCCCUGAGCCUAGCGACAAGGAUGAGGACAAGGAUGGAAAUACUAGUCAUAGAGAGAACACAACCGCAGACGACACGUCCGUGGGCGACCAACCUGUGAUAUCUCCUCCCGAUGCUGAGGCUGGGCCGAUCGUUGGCGGUGGCAAGGAGAAUGAGCAAGGCCACGAGGAGUAUCAUGCCCGCCCCAACGACGAGCCCAUUGGGAAACAGGUCCAAAUGAAUGCUGAUGAUCAAUACCUCAAUACCCAAACCCCGAUCAGACCUAUCGGCGACAUCGACACUACCAAGUCGAUGGAGAAGCAGGUCAACUCUGGUAUGGCCGUGGCCAGAAAGCAUUCUCUCCCUGCGACUUCCCCCCUGUCAGCCGCAAAGCGCCAGAAGACGGUCAAUGGUAUCGCCAAGCUAAACAAACUUCAGCCCAGAUCCAGUUUUCAAACCAACGCCGAAGAUGAACAGAUCAUGGAUAGCUUCACCAUGUGGCUGAACAAGAAGGCUACCGAUUUUGCAACCCUCUCGGAAAAUUCGAGAGUCCGGCGGGGCUCGAUUGAAAUGCGAUACAAAGAGGCGAUGGAAGAGGCGUCGGGUGCCCGAGGCCAACAAGUCACCGAGCAGGGGCUCAAACAAUCAGCCGAAGCUCGUCUCAAGGCGAUCAAGGAGGAUCAGACGAAGGAAACAGCCGCCUUAGCCCAGCUUCUGAGUCUGCAACAGUCACACUCUGGGGUCAUUGGUGAUGAUUUGACGGCGGUGAUCAAAAAGAUGGAAGCAAAGAUCAAAACUUCCAAGGAAGAUCUUGAAAACGCUGAAAAAGACACGGCGGCCCGCGUUCGCUUUCUGGACAAGCUCAGCAAGUCUAUUGAGACGGCUGAUAACAACGCUGCUCGACUGAAGCAGGAAUCAGAACAUCUUUCCAGGGACUUGGAUGAGGUGAAGAAGAAAGUGAACCUGUCGUCUACGGCCAACAUGUUCUUCAAGUAUGGUCUUGACCGUACUAUCGAGGCACUGGAGGAAGACUUUGGCGAUAUGAAGGACUGGGUUGAGCGGAAGAUUGCUGGAGAGAGCCGGAAUAUCUAG
This is a messenger RNA of Fusarium vanettenii 77-13-4, 1437 nucleotides long. RefSeq lists its product as uncharacterized. Lineage: Eukaryota; Fungi; Ascomycota; Sordariomycetes; Hypocreales; Nectriaceae. The transcript is spliced from 2 exons. Bases 1 to 1437 code for a protein of 478 amino acids. The record is from RefSeq and is a predicted model, not a curated record.